This is a messenger RNA of Hydatigera taeniaeformis, 1923 nucleotides long. NCBI's taxonomy places the organism in Eukaryota, Metazoa, Platyhelminthes, Cestoda, Cyclophyllidea, Taeniidae. The record is from the annotation of a GenBank genome assembly.
AUGUCCAAUCCAGGUGAAACCAAAGCUACUAUCAUGAAAGCCAUGAGGCAUUGGGAAAACCAUACAUGCCUGAGUUUUGUUGAACGAGAACCUCAACACAAAUCUUACAUCAUUUUCACUGUCAAGCCAUGCGGAUGCUGCUCCUACGUAGGCCGUCGAAGUGAGGAUGAACCCCAGGCUAUAUCAAUCGGCAAGAACUGCGACAAAAAGGGCAUUGUCAUUCACGAGUUGGGUCAUGUCAUUGGAUUUUGGCACGAGCACACAAGACCCGACAGAGACGAUCAUGUGGAAAUUCUGCUGGAGAACGUUGUAGAGGGGCAGGACUUUAACUUCAAGAAGAUGGACUCCGGUGAAGUGAAUUCGCUGCGGGAGCCCUACGACUAUAGCUCCAUCAUGCACUACGCAAAGGGCACUUUCGCCAAAGCCAACAAGGAUGAGACUAUUCGGCCCAAAGCCUGUUGUCCCCGUCCGCCUAUUGGUCAGCGCAUUCAACUCAGCCCAGGUGACGUCCGACAAACCAACAAGCUCUAUGGAUGUCCAUCCUGUGGCAGAACCCUAAUGGAGCCAUCAGGUACAUUCGCUUCGCCACAGAUGUCUUGGGUGAUUCACAACAGCCACGACUACAAUACCGCCUCCGUACCGGAUAUUGACUUCAACUCACCUGAAAUUCUCACGGACCCUGCCUCCUUCUACCACCCUCUGACACAGGAACUGCCAACCGCUCAUCGUCUCUCGGGUAUGGUGGGGGAUCAUCAAGGUUUGAUGAUCUCUGACGAUAGUCGAUGGGCGAAAUUCGCCUCAAUCACAGCGAAGUUACACGACCAGAAUACUGGUAACAGUGAAUCAGCAGCUCCCUCUUCCUUGGAAUUGGCUUCGACGGGACCUCUGUUCUGCCAGUGGAGAAUUAUUGGUGCAAUGGGAGAGCGAAUCCAUCUUAAUUUUACCUACCUGGACAUUUUUCAACAGCACGACGACCUAAAGUCAGUAGGCGGAGGAGGCGGACUCGCACUAAGUCGGGGACCUUCCCAACUUGCUUGUACCAACGACUAUGUAGAGAUUCGAGAUGGAUACUAUUCGGGAUCUCCGUUGAUAGGAAGGUACUGCGGCAAAACCCUUCCACCAAUGAUAAUAUCCACAAAGUCAAGACUAUGGGUUGAGUAUAGACGAUCUUCUGGAUCUCUCAGUACAGGGUUUGUGGCUGAGUAUCAAGCCGUUUGCGGGGGUGAGGUAAUACAGGAGGAAGGUAUUAUUACAAGUCCAAGCUAUCCAGAAUUUUAUAAACCCAACAAGGAAUGCAUCUGGAAAAUUGUCGUUCCAACUGGCUUCUCUGUGGCUUUGACAUUCCAAUCCUUCGAUAUAGAAAAACACGAUAACUGUGUCUACGAUUACCUCGAAAUUCGAGAUGGUCUGUCCGAGAGUUCACCAGUCUUGAAGAAGCUUUGCGGUUCCAAUUUGCCGACUCCAAUCAAAUCAACAAAUAACAUGAUGUACAUAAAAUUUGUUUCCGACAGUUCUGUUGAAAAACAGGGAUUCACUGCCGAAUUCCAGAAAGAAUUUGACGAGUGUAAGACGAAUAAGCAUGGCUGUUCACAUAUUUGUGUUAACACCCUUGGCAGUUACCGGUGUCAAUGUGAAAUUGGCUACGAGCUACAUCCCGAUGGCAAGAGAUGUGAAGAUGCCUGUGGAGGAGUGAUUAAUGCAGCCAACGGGACCAUUCAAACACCAGGAUUUCCAGCCGAGUAUCCUCCCAACAAGAACUGCAUCUGGAAGAUUGUUGCAGCGCCUAAAUCAACUAUCUUUCUCAAUUUCACCCACUUCGACCUUGAAGGCAAAAAUGUACGUUCUUUGUGGCCCUACUUGCAUAUUUCUUCAAGAGGUUUUACGGACCCUUUUAUUACAAUUAGCACAGACCAAUGGCAAUGA